AUGCAGAGAAACAUCAUUGUCACGUCUAAGACCCCAGUGAUGCCAUUCAACGCGAAAGCCUGGGCCUUCAAGCCAGAGUCCGAGCAUGACACGAAGAAGAAAACCGACGACGAUCGAGGCACUACGUGGGAUUACAUAAAGAUGACACUGAUGUACAUCUACGCGACACACAUCGUCUCCAACGCCAUAGCCGGCAGCAUCCGGACCGGUUCUAUGAUGUACCUCAUCGAAACCAUGACCUACACCGUCAGGUCUGUCGUCUCAACGGUCACGACAACCUACUGCUUUGUAAAGCGUGGCGAGAUCAACGAAAUCGCGCAAGAACUGCAGACCUUCGAAGGUCCGGAGCCCACCGAGCUCAUACAAAAGGCCUCUAGGAAGAGAAAGUACCUCCGUUUUUCCAUAUUGUGCUACAGUUGUCUUCUCAUAGCCAUGACAUCCCUGUUCUUCGUUCUCGUGCCAGCGCAAAAGUAUUUUGACAAGUGUUUCUACGGCAUUAAUCUGGAGAAAGCGGGAAUUCCCAACGCCCCGGCAAUCAUGAUCGGGCUCAUCGAGUGGAACUCUUACAACAUCAUAGUCACUGGGUCGCCCUUGCUCAUGACCUGGUACAUGUACCUCUGCGAUCACCUCCGAGCCCAGAUGCUUUAUUUCAGGGUUUCGCAGAGAGGCAUCCUGGACAGCGGACCACUGAACCUGGCGAAGUUCAAGAGGAUCCAAUUCAUGUGCGCCAAGAUGAUCGACGUGGAACGCCGACUGGACAAUCUGUUCGCUCCGGUCCUUUUUCUCUGGAUCGUGGACCUCCUCGUGAAUAUCGUGCUACCCAUACGCACUCUCGUUAACGGUAUUGCCUCGUUCACGCUCGCCAACGUGAUGUCCUUCUUCAUCGAAGUCAUCUACUCGGUCUCGUUCUUCAUGAUCUUGUCCUUCUCCCUGGCUCAGGUGGACAAAGAGUACAGGGAUCUGGACGAAGAGAUGUACCGGGUGAGAAAUUCUGUGCCCGGCGAAGACUGGCAGCUCUGUCAGCAGGUGGUACACAUGGAGACCGGCAUCAAGUCAUCCAGGUUCACGCUGACCGGCUGGGGCCUCUUCGAAGUGGACAGGUCCUUCAUCCUGACCAUCGUGGGAGCUGUCGCCACGUACACGGUGGUUCUGAUACAGCUGACGCCUGGAGAAGAGACUUACUAA
Messenger RNA from Ixodes scapularis (black-legged tick), 1185 nucleotides. RefSeq lists its product as uncharacterized. Gene Ontology annotation, cellular component: membrane. Lineage: Eukaryota; Metazoa; Arthropoda; Arachnida; Ixodida; Ixodidae. Bases 1 to 1185 code for a protein of 394 amino acids. Gene Ontology annotation, biological process: sensory perception of taste. The record is from RefSeq and is a predicted model, not a curated record. The transcript has a single exon.